Bradysia coprophila is the source of this 1355-nucleotide messenger RNA. RefSeq lists its product as uncharacterized. NCBI's taxonomy places the organism in Eukaryota, Metazoa, Arthropoda, Insecta, Diptera, Sciaridae. The record is from RefSeq and is a predicted model, not a curated record.
GUCAGCCAAAAAAACAUUUUCUAAAAAGAAAAAGGUGGAAAAAGACAAGCCGAUGGACGAUUCAGAAAGCGACGAAGGAGAACAUGAACAAAAUGCACAACCGAUUUCAAAUUACAAUAUUUGCUUCCAAGCGGACGAUCAGUUUUUGAAUCAGUUUAUCACAUUGGACGGUGAUAGUGAUAUAUUGGGUGAAUUCAGUCAAGUGAUGGAUGACGGCUCAUUGGAAUUACGGAGUCCUGUACAAGCGGCUCAAAUAAGCCAGGGUACGGUGUUCGGCGAGGGAAAUGCGCCACGUGUGUCUGAUGAUCUUCAAAUCAUUGGAACUGCUAUCAAUGAGUCUGAGGAUGCUCUCGAUGAUGACCGCUACAAUGAUCAACAAAUCGACACAAUUGAUCAGCAACAAGCUCGUUGCUCUUCGUCAGGCAGUUGCUGCAAGUCCCAUCAAAAGGUGUUGAACAAAAUUGAUUAUCUUCAAAAAAAGUGGUGCAAGGAAAUGAGUGUGUUGCGCCAGGAAAGCAGUUCGAACCGACAACUUUUGUUACAGGUGAUAAGCUUACUACGUCCAACUGAAGGACAGACUGACAAAACAGUGAACGGGCAGAUUGACGAAUCGGGUUGUGCUGUGGAUGCUGAACCCAUACUCGAUAUGGCUGAAUUGUCCGAGUUUAAUGCGUUGUACAAAAAGACUUUUCCGAUCAAAAGCAGCGAAUUCAUUGUGGACUUUAACGCAUCGUUAAAGGACGAUAAAAAAUUCGCCGAAAACCUGUUCAAAAAACUUCUACAAAUCAAAGGAGAUGAUGAAACCAAAACAGUUCGGAAAAUCCUUAAAGAACUUGUCGACGUUCGCUGUCUGAAGGAUUUCACGUGGCUUGGCACAAAAAAAAUGAAAAGUUUCCAAGAUCUUCAUCUCAUCAUCGCAAUGAUAUCGAAGGUGCUGGGCGAAAAGUAUCCGAACUGCGUUGCGAUUGACGUGAUCAUGAAAGUAGUGAAGCAGAGAACAAAAAGUGCCAAGGAAGCGUAUCUAGGUCUAGUGGCUGCUGAAGCAGCAACUUCUGCUGAAGCAGUGCCUUCUGUUGAUAAGAUCAACACGAUUGUGUUGUUUCGGAGUGCAUCGGUAUCGGCAGAGCCGAACAGUGGCAUAAAUGCGAGCGGUCCGUCUCACGUGAACGACAGUCUGGUAUCGGCAGAACCGAAUAGUGGCAUUAACGCAAGCGGUCCGUCUCACGUGAAAGACAGUAUGGUUGCUGAUAGAACAAUAAAUUAGGUUGCUGGUGUAGCCUGAAACUAUACGACAGAAUGGGACCUUCGUUUUGACGCGCAAAGACAGACGUAAGGUAAAACCAUUUCAAUUUAUU